AUGACUAAGAAAAGCCAAAGCACCAUUGCUGAUGCUGCUGCUGCCACUGCCACUGCCACUGCAAAUAAUCUGACAAUGAGAAUAAUUUGGACAGAUAAAAUGUUGGAAAAUUAUCUUGACGUAUGUAUUAGCGAGGUUCAGGCUGGAAAUGAAACUGGCCUUGGAUGGGAUCCAGUGAAAAAAACAAUUGAUGCUACCGAGGCUUGGUGGGCAAAAAAGUUGCAGGAAAUUCCAGAAGCAGCUAAGUUUCAGAGUGUAGGUUUGGCUCAUGUUGCAAAGAUGAAAAUAUUGUUUAACGAUAUAACUACCACCAAUGAGAUGGCUUGGGCACCUUCCUCUAGGCUGCCUUUUGAUGAUAUUGGUUCCGCAACUGAUGCAGGUGUGAGUUGUGACAAGGAUAAAAAUGUGUUGUUAGAGCAUUUAGAUGACUCGGAUGACGAAUCUGAUCUCGAUGCAAAUGAUAGUGAUGAUAUUUCUGCUGAUUUUGACACCCAGGAUAAAGGAAAGAAAUGGUUUAGUUCUAGAGUGCAAGUUAGGAAAAGGAAAAAUGAAGUUCAAAUCAUUGAUCAACACUUCAGUCGUAUUUGUGAUGCACUAGAAAGGAGUUUAAUGAGAUCCGGGGAUAUUGAUAAACCUAGAUGUAGUAUUAAAGAGGUCAUGGAUGUUGUCUUCGAGAUUAUCAAGAUAGAAGAUAACAUUGACAUUCUUACGAAGGCGAGCGAGGUACUGCUUACUAGAUCACAUAGAGAGAUGUUCGUGGCCCUUAAAGACCCAGAGUUUCAGCUUGAUUUCAUUAAGCGGAUGGGAAAUAAAAAAGUCAAGAAUUGA
This is a messenger RNA of Carya illinoinensis, 828 nucleotides long. RefSeq lists its product as uncharacterized. Bases 1 to 828 code for a protein of 275 amino acids. Lineage: Eukaryota; Viridiplantae; Streptophyta; Magnoliopsida; Fagales; Juglandaceae. The transcript is spliced from 3 exons. The record is from RefSeq and is a predicted model, not a curated record.